AUGGUUGCGCUCAUGUUAGCUGAAAAGAACAAUGAGCUCUUGAUCAAAAACCACAAUUCCCGACCUACGGGAGCCAAAGCAUUCCCUGAAGUGAAUGCCACGGCGAUAGAAAAUUCGGAAAGGAGAAACCAGGCCAAUCGAGGUCAUGGCCGCCGUUUCAACAACAAACGUGGAAAAACUUACAAUCCCAAAUGGAGGGGAUCUAACAAGUGGGUUAGACCCGGGCAAGUUUCCAAGGGUAAAGAAACUCAAGAGGAUACCACCCAGAAGCGUGAGACAGUGUGUUACAGAUGUGGUUGUAAAGGACAUUGGUCCCGUACCUGUCGUACUCCUUCACAUCUAUGUAAGUUAUAUCAAGAGUCCACGAAAGGCAAAACUAAAGAAGUGAACCUCACUGAAAACUUUGAAGGGACAUCGUACCUCGAUGCCUCCGACUUCGCUAAUGAGCUGGACUAG
Brassica napus (rape) is the source of this 456-nucleotide messenger RNA. RefSeq lists its product as uncharacterized. The record is from RefSeq and is a predicted model, not a curated record. Bases 1 to 456 code for a protein of 151 amino acids. Gene Ontology annotation, molecular function: zinc ion binding; nucleic acid binding. The transcript has a single exon. Lineage: Eukaryota; Viridiplantae; Streptophyta; Magnoliopsida; Brassicales; Brassicaceae.